Messenger RNA from Arabidopsis arenosa, 2024 nucleotides. The record is from the annotation of a GenBank genome assembly. NCBI's taxonomy places the organism in Eukaryota, Viridiplantae, Streptophyta, Magnoliopsida, Brassicales, Brassicaceae.
GGUGUUUGAAUUGGAAUGGAGAAGGAGAGAUUGUACUGUUAUUUUUUGGGUUGCUCUCUUGAUUCUUGAAGGCAAGAGAGGAAGAAAUGGAUAUUUGGUUAAUCGCAGCGACUGCUGCUACGGGAUAUAUAGCUAAGCAAUUGCAGAAUGUAACUAAAGGUAAAGAUAUCGUUCUUGAAUCUUCUUCUGAAGAUGUGAAGCCAGAAUCUCCUCCUGGGUGCUUGCUUAGCAGAUUGGUAAGAGUCAACAAGGCUAAUGAAAACAAGUUUGGGGAUGAGAAAAUUAUAUCAGAUGGGGAUAAUCCGGAUGCAUCUACGAGUGGGGAAAAUUCGGGAUAUUACGAAGCUAAUCAUUCAGAUUCUUUGUUCGGUUUGAUGCCCGACUUCCCGGAGAUGGAACAGGGGACUUGGAAAACCAGUGCUACUCUUGCAGGUGACACAGAGUUGAAUUCUUUAUUUAGGCAGAGAACAUUCGUUAGGAGAAACCAGCUGUACAGACAAUUAACCAAACCUUUGAGUUCGAUGGAUAGCUGCUUAAUGUCUCGAUUUCAUAGAGAACAAAUGACCAUGGAAGAUUACAUGACUAGCCCAUUUCCAUCACCACACGUUUCAGUUUCAAGGCCAUUACUUGUGACUGAUGGUAAUCGAGUAAUUAGCAAGAGCGCUGCAGAUUCUUUGUGGCUGAGCCAACAAAUUAUUCUCAAUGAAGAUAACGCUACACAAAGUUGCGGAAUCCCCCGGUUGGAGUCUUCGGUUGAGAGAAGAGUGGGAAAUGAGAAGAGCAAGAGUAGAAAACAUGGACAAGGUGAUGCAACAAUGUUGCUACAAAUCGGGAUCUCGAUUGGCAUCAUGUCCUCGUUCAUGGCAAGCCAAGCCGAAGUGAGCAAAGUCAAACAAGAGCUGAAGCAAACAGAGAACUUGGUGCAUGACUUAGAAGAUGAGCUUGAGAUGAAAGACUCGUUGAUAGUGAAGGAGAUAGAUAUUGAAAAGGCAGCUGACAAUUCAGAAUCUAUAAGUAAUAUUGAAGCAGAGCUUGAAGCUGAACUUGAAAGGCUAGAAAUUAACAUGAACUCCUCCAACAUUGAGACAAGACCCUCUGAUAUGAUAGAGAUGGAGCCGGAUUGUGAGGUAGAAUUUGCACAGGGUGAACUGAGAGCUGAUCGGGUUAAAGGGAAGCGUUUAGAUGAAACUGAGUCCAACCAAGACCCAAGUGGUAACUCCACACCUGAGUCAGGAAACUAUGCUGUCUCACCUCGCGAAUUGAGCUUGCGGUUGCAUAAAGUUAUCAAUUCACGCCUUGAGAAACGGAUUGAAGAGCUCGAGACUGCACUCCAAGAGAGCCAAAGAAAGGUGGAGCAGCUGGUCAUGGAAUCAGAGAGCAAGAAGAGAUCAUGGUCAAAGUUAUGGGAAACUCGUGAAGUGAUGACAUAUAAGAGUGACUCGAAAAUCCCAGUUGCUAUUGAGCACACCAAGACUAAUCUUCCUGAGAUGCAACCGCUGGUUAUGAACUUAACUGGGGAAGCACUUGAUGCAUUCAAUGAGUCUUACGACGAAUUGAUGAAAAUAAACGAUGACUCGGAAGAUGAUGAUGAUGGUGAUUCACCGUUAGAGAUGCAAGAGAGCAGGAUUCACCAAGAAGAUUUCUCUUCAACAAACAAAAGCUCACCUUGGAGCCAUCAGAAGGACGAUUUCAAGGUGCAAGAGCAGGAACUGCUAGACCUUAUUGGUAUUGAAGACGAAGAAGAAGAAGAAAGCAGUGACUUUGAGAGUGAAAUAGAGAAGCAACUGAUAAAGCAGAUUGUUGAGAAAACAAAACAAGGGUCUCCUGUUGUGUUGAAUGCUCAGAAGAUGCUAUUUCUCAUGGAAGAAACUGAACAUAAUCUGUAACAUUAGGCAGCAUUAGAGUUUUGCGUGGAUGGAAUUCUUAAGGUCUGGUUAGUGUGUAGACCACAAGCAAAGUUGAAACAAAGCUCACUUCUUUUUGUUAAAACUCAACGUAUACCUUAAGAAACAAUAUCAAGCUAC